AAACGUGGAGGAUGAAGAAGAGACACUGAAGAAAAAAGAAGAAACUAAUACAGGAUCAGAUCGGACAACCUGACCUGCAUAAACCACAGAGAAGACACCGGAGGAGCCUUCAAACUUGCUGGAUUUCACAGGCGUCGCUUGAAAACCGCACAGCCAGCAGCUUUACGCGUUUCCUCUGACAUCAUUUGGAUCUAGCCGAAGAUUCAUCUGCGUCCACGAGAUUCCACACAAGAGGUGUGUCUGAUGUGACGCCAGCGGGCUGGCUCAGGAAACACAACUUCAAUACAAUGUAGACACCAAAAACCAGACAGAAUAAGAGUCUGAAGACCGAGCCGACAGAAGGAGCGUGAGUCCAGGAGGAGGAACAACAGCUGUGCAGAAGAUAAGAAGUGAAAGAAGAAGAGGGAAGCAGCAGACUGUGAAUCAUUGACUUGAACCUUUACGUACAGCAGUGUCACCUACUCCUUCCUGUGAAGUGUUCACUCGCUCUCACGUCGCCGCCGGAGAAGGAUCACAACCUCGGCUCUGGGUCUGCUGAGGGCCUCACGCUCCACCUUUUCAGCUCUCCGUGGUGUUGAAAUCUGAACAGAGGCAGACUCUAGCCACCGUCAGCAUGUGCCAUGUCAUUGUCACCUGCCGCUCCAUGCUGUGGACUCUGCUGAGUAUUGUGGCCGCGUUCGGAGAGCUCAUCGCCUUCAUGAGCACUGACUGGCUGGUGGGAUUCCCCCGCACCCCCGAUGCUGUCUACGGCCCCCAUGGGGCCACCACAGCCGGAGAGGCCUACCGGCCCACUUUAGGCAUCUACGGCCGCUGUAUAAAACUGCCCCACCUGCAGCGUGGAAUACUGUGCGGACCGUAUGCCAUACACUUUGGGGAGAUAGCCAGCGGGUUCUGGCAGGCUACUUCUAUCUUCCUGGCAGCAGGGAUCCUGCUGCUGUGUGCCGUGGCCUUCAUCUCGGUCUUCACCAUGUGCUUCCAAAGCAUCAUGAAGAAGAGCAUCUUUAACGUGUGUGGACUGCUGCAAGGGAUCGCAGGUCUGUUUCUGAUCCUGGGUCUGAUGUUGUACCCUGCUGGCUGGGGUUCAGACAAGGUCCAGCUGUACUGCGGUCCCGACGCGGCUCCGUACCGGGCCGGACUCUGUUCCAUGGGCUGGGCCUUCUACACUGCCAUGGGCGGCACCGUACUCACCUUCAUCUGUGCUGUCUUCUCCGCACAGGCCGAGAUCGCCACCUCCAGCGACAAGGUCCAGGAGGAGAUCGAGGAGGGGAAAAGCCUCAUCUGCCUCCUCUAAAACCCAGAUACUUUUGUCCUUAUGAAGAAAAGAGAAGAAGAAGAAGUAGAAGAGAGACACAGGCCAAUAACAACCAACACCUGCCAACACGAGGCUGGCCUGUGAACGGGAGGCUCCUGCAUUGUUUACCACUAAAACUGACUCUUUUUGUCUCUGUUUUGUGUUUAUGUGGGAGAAAUUGACAAGUGCCAAGUUUUUUUCUCAGUGUGUGUCUUCGUCUUUCUGCCACUAGAGGUGCUGUGUCUGUUAUCGUAUUCAUGUCAUCCAUGUGGACCACCCAGAGGGGCUUCGUCUGUCACCACAUGACCUGUAAAUAAGCGUGAUUAUAUAUAUUUUGUACAUAGUAAUGAUCGCAGAAUGAUUGGUCAGCUUGAUCCAGGCUGGGCCGAUGGUGUCACUCUUAAAACACUGGUGUUUUUGUCACCACGACCAGCGAACCUGGAUCUGUUAACUGUUUGCCACGUGGGAGUAUUAACUCAACAAGGGAACCACUACUCAGCCAGAAUAAACUAGUCACAGAAUCAGUGUGGAUGUCCUUUUAAAGCUUACAGAAUGUACUGUUAUUUGAAUAAUUAAUGUGUUUGCAGACCCUAGAAAUGUAGUGGAGUAAUGGAGUUAUGAUUCACACAGACUGCACGAGGACAAGCAGAGGAAGCUCUGCGGGGCGCUAUUGGUCCUCUAUUUUGUGAAAUCCUGAAAUGAAGUGAGUUUAUAAUCUUAGCCUAAGCUGAAAGAUGACCUGUGAAGGGUCUGCGCCUGGUCCUCAUUCAGCAGACAUCCUGUAAUCUGUGCACAAAGACCUGGACUGAAUGAUGAGGACACGUACAUGAAGUAUUGCUGUUGUUGGUAAUGUCUGGUUUCAGGGAGUCUGUCGAGUCGUAGAUAGCGUUCUAUCUAUUCCCAUUUGUUUCUGCC
Chelmon rostratus (copperband butterflyfish) is the source of this 2206-nucleotide messenger RNA. RefSeq names its product LHFPL tetraspan subfamily member 2a (gene lhfpl2a). The coding region runs from base 614 to 1291 and encodes 225 amino acids. NCBI's taxonomy places the organism in Eukaryota, Metazoa, Chordata, Actinopteri, Chaetodontiformes, Chaetodontidae. The transcript is spliced from 4 exons. The record is from RefSeq and is a predicted model, not a curated record. Gene Ontology annotation, cellular component: membrane.